Hippocampus comes (tiger tail seahorse) is the source of this 530-nucleotide messenger RNA. Its product is annotated as transcription factor 7-like. Gene Ontology annotation, cellular component: chromatin; beta-catenin-TCF complex; catenin-TCF7L2 complex. The record is from RefSeq and is a predicted model, not a curated record. The transcript has 5 exons. Gene Ontology annotation, molecular function: DNA-binding transcription factor activity, RNA polymerase II-specific; RNA polymerase II cis-regulatory region sequence-specific DNA binding. Bases 103 to 477 code for a protein of 124 amino acids. Gene Ontology annotation, biological process: regulation of transcription by RNA polymerase II; canonical Wnt signaling pathway. Lineage: Eukaryota; Metazoa; Chordata; Actinopteri; Syngnathiformes; Syngnathidae.
UCAUCCAACUCCUCCGGAGCACUUCGGGGAGCGGAGGGCGAAGCGCAACGGGAUGAAAAGAAAAACCGAGGAGGCUACAUCAAGAAGCCGCUCAACGCCUUCAUGCUGUUCCGGCAGGAGCAGAGGCCAAAGGUCGUCGCUCUGCUCAACAUUCGAAACAGCGCCGAUGUCAACAAAGUGGUCGGACAGAUGUGGAAGUCGCUGAGCAAAAAGCAGCAGAGGAAAUACUACGAGCUCGCCGACGCUGCCAAACUCCUCCACAGCCAACAGCAUCCCGAUUGGUCCUGCACUGAAAACUACGGGAAGAAGCGGAAGAGGCAAAGGGUCAAAGUUCAUGGCAAAGGUCAAGAGGACACUUGGCAGGCCUCAAACCCGGACGUGACAAGCGAUGUGACACACGCAAUCAAGCAGGAGAGUCAUCACAGGGGGACCAAACACCAAAAGCAGCUUCGAGUGAUGCUGGAGUUGAUGCUUUAAGCGGACAUCUUCUGGGGUCCUUUAUUCCGUUUCUUCAAGAUUCAAUAAAAUUU